UCUGCCUGGCACCACUCACUGGCUGCCACACAGACGACAAUUCUAGCGUUUGAGUCUAACGAGAAGGGCAAGAAGUUUAGUGCUACCCUUCCCUGGUUUGUUAGGGUGCGCAUAGCAUCGACUCCACACGGACUCAAUUUUGAAAGUGUUUUCAGAGAUUUAAGAUGAAUCUGAACUAUACAUCCCCCAUGCCUCAGAUGCCAGCCCAGAGGUCAACGUCGUUCUUCAUCGAAGAUAUUUUAUUACACAAACCCAAGCCUCUGAGAGAGGUCUUCCACUCGCCGUUCUCAAGCUCUCUGGCGUCCCGAAUGCCUCUCCUAGAAUAUGGAUACCCACUGAUGCCCACUCCGAUACUAGCGCAUCACCCGCACCAUCCUCUACAAAAACUGGACCAUCACCAGUAUUUCUUUACGUCUGGGAUGCAAAUGCCGGCUUUAUUUCAGCAUCAUCCAGAGUUACCCGGCAAGCAUUGCAGACGCAGGAAGGCGAGAACGGUUUUCUCGGAUUCUCAACUAUCUGGUCUUGAAAAGAGAUUUGAGAUACAACGGUACCUAUCCACGCCAGAACGAGUGGAGUUGGCAACAGCGUUAAGUCUCUCGGAAACCCAGGUGAAAACAUGGUUUCAAAACAGAAGGAUGAAGCAUAAAAAGCAACUGAGGAAAACACAAGAUGACCAGAAAAAUCCGAAUGAUUUAGAUAGAUCCAUGGAUAACGCAAGUGAGAGUGAACUCAACGAAAAAAAUACAGAUGAUGUUAACAGUGGAAUCGAGCCGAACUCGUACAUUUUGGAAAAUGAGGACGAUGUUGAUAUCGAGGAUGACAUUUGCUCGCCAGAACCUUCACUAUAGAGCAAGUGGCAAGUUGUUUUAAAAACAAAUAACCAUGACCCAUUGUAAAUGUAAAUAUUGAAUUGUGUCUUUUCCAUAUGAAAUUAUAUAUAGCUUUUUUUAAACAAAUCAUUGAUAAUAAUGCAAAGUAGUAUUUAUUCAAGGGUAUGCGUAAUAUGUCACUACACAUUCAUUUUAGGCUCUGUCUAUAUUUAUGUUUUCCGUGACUGUAAAAUGCAUAAUAUCAAACAACUGUACAUACAAAAUAUAAUCUGAAGCAAUGUUCAUUAUUAGGACGUUAUUAAUAAUAUUAUUAUUAGUAUGACUAUUAUCUUUGAAUCAAAAGUCAAACAAAAACCAGACAUCUUAAUUUAAAGAUUUUUUUUAUUGUUUAAAGCCACAAGUUGAAUAUUUUGCAAGAAAAUCUUUGAGAAACAUUUAUAUAUAACUACUUUGAUAAACAGAAUCAACAUCUCAAUUGCA
This is a messenger RNA of Oncorhynchus tshawytscha (Chinook salmon), 1310 nucleotides long. RefSeq names its product brain-specific homeobox protein homolog. Gene Ontology annotation, molecular function: DNA-binding transcription factor activity, RNA polymerase II-specific; DNA binding. The coding region runs from base 165 to 848 and encodes 227 amino acids. The record is from RefSeq and is a predicted model, not a curated record. Gene Ontology annotation, biological process: regulation of DNA-templated transcription. The transcript has 3 exons. Lineage: Eukaryota; Metazoa; Chordata; Actinopteri; Salmoniformes; Salmonidae.